Salvelinus sp. IW2-2015 is the source of this 1965-nucleotide messenger RNA. Its product is annotated as low-density lipoprotein receptor class A domain-containing protein 2-like. NCBI's taxonomy places the organism in Eukaryota, Metazoa, Chordata, Actinopteri, Salmoniformes, Salmonidae. Gene Ontology annotation, molecular function: protein binding. The record is from RefSeq and is a predicted model, not a curated record.
UUUUGCCCAAUGGGAGGCUACAGUUCAGUGAGGAUAGGCUACUAGACCUCUCUGGGAUGCAUCAAGUCAGAGACCUCACCGCUCGUCCUUUGGAAACAUCGCUUUGGGGGCGUUGUCAUGGAAAUCAAAGGACGUGUAGAUGGAUUUGACAAAGAAGGGGGCUUCAAAGGAACAAAAGCCAGUAUGAUACUAYUUCCAAAGGUGUCAGAAACAUUAAAAGCGAAUGUCCCUUGUAUAUCCCUCAAAUGAAGACCGCGCUUCUCUUGGCACACCGAUAACCUAAUCUCCACAAAGUGCAUUUUGCAAUAUGGUUGCUUUCUGUGAAGAACAUCAUUUUAAACCGAAUCAGACACACAUGCAACACAGUUUUGCGGCUUGAGCUAUGCAGGCCUGAGUGACACGGAAAGUGCGCAUCAGAGUGGAACACCAUCCUUUGCGCUUGGGAGUAGGCUACCAAGAUGGUCAACAAGGGGAAUAAACUUCAGAGCCUGUCAAAAGGGUUUGUUCUGCUCAGCAUAAUGACACUCAAGACCAAUGCCAUCGAGACGGUCAACGUGGUGGACUUCUGUGGCCAGAACAUCCGGGGCAACGGGAUGAUUGUCAACUCACACCAGGAGUCCAAGAAGUACUACUUUGUCACCAUGGGAACAGACUGCCACUUCACUAUGCAGGCUGCCUCCCCCAAGGACAAGGUACAGUUCCACUUCCGCUUCUUCCUGGUCUACAGCCUGCUUCGUUUAGCACCCCAAAGUCCCACCUCCUUGUUCCCUGAGUCCCCCCGGGACCUCCGAUUAGAGCCUUCGAAUCCAGUGGUGGAGCCAAGGGACCCGUGUCAUGCGGGGUCAUACAUUCAGUUCUAUGAUGGGCGGGACAAGAACUCGCCUCCAAUUGGGCCACCGCUGUGUGGGAAGAGCCCACCCCGUCCGGUGCUGUCCACAGGGAAUCACUUGACCCUGCGUCUGGUAACCCGCGGUACCCAGCCAAGAGUGGACUUUGUGGGGGACUUUACCUCCUUCAGACUGGGUUUUAACCAAUCCGCGUGCAGCGGCGAACCUUAUUUCCCGUGUCGCAAUGGGAAGUGUAUCCCCAUGAGUCUGGUGUGUGACGACAAGGGCAUUGAUAACUGUGGGGACGGGAGCGACCUAGAGGAUCACCUGCCCUCAGGGUGCAAAGUUCACUUAGCAGGUCAGCUGGCUCCAGGCCAAGCCACUCCCCCAGCAGUGACCCCAACCCCUCCUGUCUUAAAUCCGCCAACUUUUCCCAUGUCCACCUAUAGGAACUGUGGCACUCCAGACGGCGUACCCAAUCACGACUCAGUGACAGACUCUCCACCCUACCUGUCCCUGCUGGCGCUCUUCAUCACCCUGGGUGUGAUAGCUGGUUUGGUCCUGCUGUGUUGGUGCUGCUGGUCUCCAGGCUGGUUCCUCUGGAGGAUCAUUGUCUGCCACUUCCUACCCUGCUGUAACUCAGCCUGUGCCUUCUGCAAGCUCUGUGCCCGAAGCUGUUCUCAGAACAAGGAGCACCGACUGGCUAAGGUUUCACCACAAGGACAGGUCACAACCAACACCACAGCCACGGCUAGCGCCACUAGUGUCGCUGUGUAGGGGGUCGCUAUAUAGCGUAGGACUGUUAUCGCUAUGUAGGGUAACCACCAUGAUGGCUAACAGUGAGACAGAUGGACUCAUGGACAUGAUGACCCAGAUUUCAUGUUCUAGACUGAUGGACUGAGAUGAGACUCAUCUUUUUGCUAGUUUACAAGAAUGUCAUGGAAGAAGGGGUACUGCAGGGUGUACGUUUGCAUUUUCAGUGGAAAUGAGACAGUGUCAUUAUCUUCUCCCCACAUUUGGACAGUUCUUAAAAUGGGGAGAGGCUUCACUUUUGAAUGUUUCACUCACUGUAUGAUCCUUUUUUGUUGUUGCUUUAAAAAAUAAAUGACUGGCGCUAAAUCCGCUACACUCAAAUUAG